UCAAGUUUUAUAUUUCAUUUAAUUUUCUAUUAAAUUGCAUCUCAUUUCAGAUAGUGUUCAUUAGAGACGAUUGUGGUUUGGAUUCAUUAAUUACAAUGUGGGAUAUUUCUAUGAGGAAAGGAGAGAAUGUCUUCCGAUUCUAUGAUUGUCUUAAAAGUUUCAUUAUCUCAAGAAUUUGAUGAAAUGGCCAAUAAUUCCAAUCAAUCCUUUGCUUUUGAAAAUGAAGACGAUCUUCAGUUUUAUGGCUCAGAAUUGACGCGAUUUUCCAACUUUUAUCGACCAAUUCAUGGAUACCUGAGUUUAGCGGUCUGUGUGUUUGGUAUUAUCGCAAACGUACUCAACAUUAUUGUUUUAACUAGGAAGAAUAUGAUCUCAGCGACCAAUUCCAUACUGACAGGGAUGGCGGUGUCGGACAUGUGUGUCAUCGCCUCUUACAUUCCGUUCGCAAUCCAUAACUUCAUCAGAACUGAAACGGACGAAGAGGUGGUAAACGCGUACGGGUGGGCCCUCUUCACCCUAUUUCACGCACAUUUCACUGUCAUCUGCCACACCAUCUCUAUCUGGUUGACAGUGAUUCUCGCCUUUUGGAGAUAUCUGGCCAUUAGGUCUCCGCAAAAUAGUAAGACGUGGUGUUCAAUGAAAAGAGCCAAAUACGCCAUACUGUGCGCCUAUAUAUUAGUACCCUGCUCAUGUCUUCCCCUAUUCUUGUCGUUUACAAUCAGUGAAUUUGAUAUCGAGAGUAAACCAAAUCAAACAUUUUUUCGGAACAAGGUGGACUUCAGUUCAAUAGCCAUACAAAACGACGAAUUGCUACAAAAGCUGAACUUCUGGGUGUUUAGUGUACUCCUAAAACUGAUUCCCUGUGUUUUGCUAACAAUACUGAGCUUAGCGUUGGUUCGCGUGUUGGUUGAGGCAAACAAAAGGAAACAAAGACUCCUUUCAUCCAAUAUUCCGAUGAAGAAUCACAUGAAGAAUGACUCAAACUCUUUGGUGACGACCAAUACAUCGCCGAAGAAUAGCUGCGAAAAAAGCGCUCGUAAUGCGAGUCAACAGAGCAGUGAUAGGACCACCAAAAUGUUGAUCGCAAUACUGAUCAUGUUUUUGGUUUGUGAGUUUCCAUCCGGAAUAUUAGCCCUUUUGAGCGGAAUAUUCGGCAAAAUAUUCUUUAAUAACGUUUACAAUAAAUUCGGUGAUUUGAUGGAUAUGUUGGCAUUGAUUAACUCAGCCGUCAAUUUCGAUAAUAUGAGACAAUCCUACCAUUUAACCCAAUCGUUCAACGCUACCACUUGUAAUACGGCGUGUGUCUGA
Messenger RNA from Oppiella nova, 1308 nucleotides. The record is from the annotation of a GenBank genome assembly. Lineage: Eukaryota; Metazoa; Arthropoda; Arachnida; Sarcoptiformes; Oppiidae.